Calliphora vicina (urban bluebottle blowfly) is the source of this 744-nucleotide messenger RNA. RefSeq names its product Signal peptidase complex subunit Spase22-23 (gene Spase22-23). The transcript has 3 exons. Gene Ontology annotation, biological process: protein targeting to ER. The record is from RefSeq and is a predicted model, not a curated record. Bases 66 to 605 code for a protein of 179 amino acids. Lineage: Eukaryota; Metazoa; Arthropoda; Insecta; Diptera; Calliphoridae. Gene Ontology annotation, cellular component: membrane; signal peptidase complex.
AUAUGCAUUGUAUAUACGUGUCAUAUUAAAAAUAUAAAGUCAGGAUUUAAAAAACUUAACUUACAAUGCAUACUGUCUUAACCAGAGGAAAUGCCACAAUUGCUUACACAUUAUCCGUUUUAGCCUGUUUAACAUUUUGCUGUUUCAUUUCAACAGUAUUUUUGGACUACAGAGUAAAAUCUAAUAUUAAUACUGCUAAGAUCUUAGUGAAAAAUGUUCCAGAUUAUGGUGCCUUAAGAGAAAAGCACGACUUGGGUUUUAUCACCUUUGAUUUGGAAACUAACUUAACAAGUUUGUUCAACUGGAAUGUAAAGCAGUUGUUCCUAUUCAUUACAGCAGAAUACAGCACUACAGAUAAUGUAUUAAAUCAAGUUGUUUUAUGGGAUAAAAUCGUACGUAGAGGUGAAAAUGCUAUAUUAGACUUCAAAAAUAUGAACACAAAAUAUUACUUCUGGGACGAUGGAAAUGGCUUGAGGAAUAACAAAAACGUAACUCUGUAUUUAUCAUGGAAUAUAAUACCAAAUGCCGGAGUUUUACCAACAGUGAUGUCAUUAGAUUCACACCAGUUCAAAUUCCCAUCGGAGUAUGCAUCUGCAUUAAUAUAAUUUGAUCAUAUUUUUUAAUAUUGCAUAAAACGUAUAAAAUCCCGUCUUUCGAAAAAUAUGUUUACAAAUUUAGUUAUUUAUUACUACAAUCAUUCUAUGCAAUUACAAAUAAAACUGAAUUUAAAAAAUAUAUCAUAAA